AUGGCUAUUUUUACUGACAUGGUCGAGAUGUUUGUGGAAAUGUUCAUGGAUGAUUUUUCUGUGUUUGGAUGUUCUUUUGAUAACUGCUUGAUGAAUCUCGAUAAAGUGCUUGCUAGGUUGCUCGAGAAAGAUGUCCCCUUCAAGUUCGAUGAUGCCUGUCUGAAAGCAUUUGAGGAGUUGAAGGGAAAGCUAGUGACUGCACCAAUUAUCAUUGCCCCGGAUUGGGGGCAACCCUUUGAGUUGAUGUGUGAUGCGAGUGACAUAGCUUUGGGAGCUUGGUAUGGGCGUUUGACAAGUUUAGAUCAUAUCUGGUGGGGACCAAAGUCACUGUCUACACAGAUCAUUCAGCUAUCAGAGAUCCGAGAUCGCAAAGGAACAGAGAAUCAAGUGGCUGAUCACUUGUCCAGAUUAGAAAAUCGGAACCAUGUAGCUGAAGGGGGUGCAAUCAAAGAAACAUUCCCUGAUGAGCAGUUGUUGGUAAUCACCUCAAGCACAGCCCCGUGGGUUGCACACGCCUUUGUUAAAAUGUAUGACAUGUGCCAAAGAACCGGAACGAUCACAAAGAAGCACGAGAUGUCGCUGCAAAACAUUCUGGUAGUGGAGCUUUGUGAUGUUUGGGGAAUUGACUUCAUGGGACCGUUUCCACACUCUAAUGGUCAUAGGUACAUCUUGGUGGCAGUCGACUAUGUAUCCAAGUGGGUUGAGGCCAUUGCUCUUCCCACUAAUGAUGCAAAGGUUGUGGUCAGCUUUGUCAAGAAGCACAUUUUCACACGCUUUGGAACUCCAAGGGUGUUGAUCAGUGAUGGAGGAACGCACUUCUGCAAUAAACUGUUGAACAAUGUUCUUCCAAAAUACGGAGUCAAGCACAAGGCCUCCACUGCCUACCACCCCCAGACGAGUGGUCAAGUGGAAGUGUCAAACAGAGAAGUAAAGCAGAUUCUUGAGAAAACAGUGACACCGUCAGGAGCAGCGUCCUCUUCAGGAACUGCCAGGUUGUCCCGGUUCACAGCAUUGGAGCAGGAGGUAGCUGGGCUACGCUCCUCAGUGACUGAUUUGGGCAUCCGUGUGGACGCGAUGGCUGACCGACAAGCCAAGUCGGAGAAGAAGUUCAUGGGUUGGCUGCGAGCUCUGGGACGUGCGUGCAACGUAAACCCAGACACCGUCUCCGACCAGAAGUGA
Molecule: messenger RNA, 1179 nt
Organism: Nicotiana attenuata
Lineage: Eukaryota; Viridiplantae; Streptophyta; Magnoliopsida; Solanales; Solanaceae
Exons: 6
Coding region: 1-1179 (392 amino acids)
Biological process (GO): DNA integration
Molecular function (GO): nucleic acid binding
Source: RefSeq, a predicted model, not a curated record